Molecule: messenger RNA, 1315 nt
Organism: Neurospora crassa OR74A
Lineage: Eukaryota; Fungi; Ascomycota; Sordariomycetes; Sordariales; Sordariaceae
Product: pyrimidine 5'-nucleotidase
Exons: 4
Coding region: 442-1176 (244 amino acids)
Biological process (GO): nucleotide catabolic process; pyrimidine nucleobase metabolic process
Molecular function (GO): nucleotidase activity
Source: RefSeq, a predicted model, not a curated record
GGAGGAACCGCAUGGAAAGUCAGUCAUGCUUGAUGUCACACGAUCAAGUACAUAAAGAGGAUGGAAAUUGGUUGAAUUGUUUCAUUCAUGGGAAAAAAAAAGGUUUCUAGACAAUCAUCUGUAUAUCAACAAGAAAACAAUCAUCUUUAGGGAGAUUCAAGGACACAAGCACACGGCAUCCUUUUGACAGCCACGCACCCACUUAUACACAAAUCACAACGAACUCGCAGUUUGAGUUGGCACUUUCACUUCACUUCACCAACACACCCACCACUCACUCCCAUAUAAACCAGACGGGAACCAACAUUGCAAUACCACAUCUCUACUGUCCAACAACCACAAAAACAGAAAAGGACAAUCAAUUCCUCAUCUCCAGCAAAUCCGCAGUGAAUCUUGAACAACGCAAAGACUAGACCACUGGAGCCCAGAACCACAGAGACGAUGGCGGCCCAAGAAACAAACACCACGAACGGCACUAGCCAACCGGCGGACAACCGCGUUGUCUUUUUCUUUGACAUUGACAACUGUCUCUAUCCCAAGAGCGCUAAAGUCCACGACCUAAUGGCCGACCUCAUCGACCAGUACUUUGCCCGCCACCUCAACCUACCGUGGGAGGACGCCGUCCGGCUGCACAAGGAGUACUACCAAAACUACGGGCUGGCCAUCGAGGGACUGGUGCGGCACCACCAGAUCGACCCGCUCGAGUACAACGCCAAGGUGGACGACGCGUUACCCUUGGACAACAUCAUCAAGCCGAGCGACGCGCUCAAGCAGCUGUUGGCGGACAUUGACAAGCGCAAGGUCAAGCUGUGGCUGUUUACCAAUGCGUACAUCAACCACGCGAAACGGGUGGUCAAGUUGUUGGAGAUUGAAGACUUCUUUGAGGGGAUCACGUACUGCGAUUAUAGCCAGACGCCGCUGAUUUGCAAGCCGCAUGAGGAUAUGUUUAAAAAGGCGAUGCGGGAGGCGGACGUCGUGGACAGGUGGGGGGAUUGUUACUUUGUUGAUGACUCCUACUUGAAUUGCAAAAAGGCGCAAGAGCUGGGGUGGACGACGGCGCACUUGGUAGAGGAGGGCGUGACGCCACCCAAGACGCCGGCGUCCAAGUACCAAAUAAGCACUUUGCAGGAGUUGCGGACGGUAUUCCCCGAGCUCUUCAAGAAGGAUGAGGAAUGAGGUUAGAUAGGUGUAAUUACAGGGAGCAGUGAGUGGCGUACGGCUCGGCACUAAUAGAUCAUAUAGGUAGAGCACGGAGUUCAACUUUGCAUAUAGGUAGAUAGAUGGCUGAGAACUUUGGAUUUUUUUUUUCCCAUCC